Onychomys torridus (southern grasshopper mouse) is the source of this 810-nucleotide messenger RNA. Its product is annotated as acetyl-CoA acetyltransferase, cytosolic-like. The record is from RefSeq and is a predicted model, not a curated record. The transcript has 4 exons. Gene Ontology annotation, molecular function: acetyl-CoA C-acetyltransferase activity. NCBI's taxonomy places the organism in Eukaryota, Metazoa, Chordata, Mammalia, Rodentia, Cricetidae. Bases 108 to 620 code for a protein of 170 amino acids. Gene Ontology annotation, biological process: fatty acid beta-oxidation.
AAAUCCGAACACUCUGCCUUCUCUGUCCUAAUCCCAGGGAACUGGUUUUACUUUUUUCAGGUCUUACUGAAGUGAAAAUUGAUGAGUUUCCUCGCCAUGGGAGUAACAUGGAAGCCAUGGGCAAGCUAAAACCUUACUUUCUUACUGAUGGGACGGGAACCGUUACCCCAGCUAAUGCAUCAGGGAUAAACGAUGGUGCCGCUGCUGUGGUUCUCAUGAAGAAGACAGAAGCUGAGAGUCGAAUGCUGAGACCUUUAGCAAGAAUAGUUUCCUGGUCACAGGCUGGUGUGGAGCCUUCCAUUAUGGGAGUAGGACCAAUUCCAGCCAUCAAGCAAGCCGUUGCAAAAGCAGGCUGGUCCCUGGAGGAUGUUGAUGUGUUUGAAAUCAAUGAAGCCUUUGCAGCAGUGUCUGUUGCAAUAGCCAAAGAACUUGGAUUAAACCCCGAGAAGGUCAACAUCGAUGGAGGAGCCAUUGCCUUGGGCCAUCCUCUGGGAGCAUCUGGCUGUAGGAUUCUAGUGACCUUGUUACACAGCCUUGAGAGAAGGGGCGGGACACGUGGUGUGGCAGCCCUGUGCAUUGGGGGUGGGAUGGGGAUAGCAAUGUGUGUUCAGAGAGGAUGACCUGCCUGACAGCCAUCAGCCUUGAAUGUUCUUGUUCAAUCAGUGAAACACUAGAUAGUAGGUGAAAUCAGAGGGCCAAAGUGAAGACAGGAACCCAGGUGGACAGCUUGCUGGACUUUAAUGUGAGUCACCCAAGGCUAAGACAUUGCACCUGACACUGCUAUAAAUAAAAGGGAGAUCCAAUCAGUCA